Molecule: messenger RNA, 2688 nt
Organism: Symbiodinium sp. CCMP2456
Lineage: Eukaryota; Dinophyceae; Suessiales; Symbiodiniaceae
Source: the annotation of a GenBank genome assembly
AUGUUCUCCUCCAAAGACGACGAUCCCGACAAAACAGAGGGCUCAGCCAAGUCGGUAGUCCUCUCGAAGCGUUUGUCAGAAGACUACAUUGAGAACACACUGGUACCGCAUCUGGAGAGCCAGCUGCUAGACAACAUUCACAUCUACACUCCCGCUGAGCUCGCACAGAUCGCGAAGGCAUAUGCCAAACAAGACGUGCGACAGCGAGCCCUGUGUCAGAAGUUGGCGGACACAAUGAAGUUCCGCAUUAAGGGAUUUGAGGCCAUAGAUGUGGUCGACUGCCUUGGCCCAAUGUGGAUCAUGACGCCCGACGACGACGAGCUUUUUGAGAUGCUGGAACAGCGAAUUCUGGAGAAGAUGGAUGAUUUCACGGCUUUGAACUUCAUGGGAAUUGUCCGGAUCUACAACAAGCGAGCCUCCAAACACCACGAUUUACUGUCGAAGGUGAUUCCUAGAUUGAAAGAGCUCCUUGCGACCUAUGAAGGUGUGGAGCUCUCAGAGAUGUUGGUCUCCAUGGCACAGUCCAGCGAGGCGAGCGCGGAUAUGGAUAUUCUUAUGACGCUUGUGCCCGAGAUUGAGAGACGUUACAAUGAUGUGUCCUUGCUCCAUGCCAUCAACAACGUGUGGGCAUUGACGCAGAUGAAGAUCAACCAUCAGGGGCUCCUGAAGCGAGUUGCAGAGGACGUCUCGACCCCCCACAAGGUCAAGGACUUAACCCCCGGCUACAUGGGCCGGCUCGUCUGGGUCUACCGACUCCAAGGGCCGGAGACCUGGGCCUUGGUGAAGGACGCCCUGCUGCCGCUGGUCCGCGGUGCAGCGGCCGAGUUCAAGGCAGGGGACUUCGCACGCAUGGCGCAGGCACUCCCCGAGGAGCAGCAGUUCCUCCGUCGGGUGGCCGGCAACCUGCAGCCCACCUUGCCCGACAUGGGCCGGCAGGAGUUCCUCCUCUUCUUGCUUGGAUGUAUACACGGAGAAGUCCUCGAGGAUAGACCAGAUGCCGGGCAAGACUUUGGUGAACUCACUGCUUCCUGCCUGAACUACAUCAAGGAAGAUCAGGACAACUUCAAGCGAGAUGAAGUUCAGAAGAUCGUAUAUCUUCUCCACUUCUCGCCGAAGUAUCACUAUCUCGUUGACGAGAUGCCCGUUUCGUGGAAUGCCACCAAGCAGGAGACGCUCGAUUUCAUUCGUGCCAAAGGUUUUCGUUUCCUGCCCGCUGCACCGGCUCAAGCUGGGCCAUGGCUUCGUGCUUCACGGCUCUACUUCUACGUCAGGUCAAUGCACAAGGGCUACAGCUCCUGCGAUGGAGCAUCUUUACCAAUUGGCCAGGUCUUGGAUGAGCUGCCCUUGAGCUCUUUUCAUAUUGGCCACGUCCUCUGGACAGCUGCUGCUGUGGCACUCUUCGCCAUCCACUGUGAGCUGACCCCGUACAUGUUUCCAGGCCUACAGAUACAUUUCGGUGCAGACAAGGAGGAGCUGUCCACCUACGCAGCUGCAUUUCAGGCAGGAUGUGCAUUCGGAGCACUGGUCGCACCAGUACUGGUCGACAAGCUGGGCCGAAAGCCUACUCUGGUUUUCGGCGCAAUCGUGACGACGCUUCUGAACUAUGGUUCUGCAUUUGCAACUUCGUUCAAUAUGAUUCUUAUUCUGCGAACGCUGAGCUCCUCAAGCUGGGCGAUUGCUUACGCAGCUUUGGGCCCCUGGUAUGUUGAGUUCCUUCCAACGACUGCACGUGGGGCGAUGCUUGCUGCCAUCACGCUAGGGUGGCCUGCAGGACGAGCUGCGGUCAUCGUAAGCUCUGACUUCUUCAAUGAUGAUUGGCAAAAGCUGCUGCUGCUAGCUGCUGUGGCGAUGGGAGUCCUAUUGUUGAGCACGACUCUGAUCCACGAGUCGCCUCGAUAUUUGGUAGCUACUGGCAGGAUCGAGGAGGCCAAAGCUGUGCUCUCCGAUAUCCAUCGCAGAAGUGGUGCGCGCUGGUCGUCUGAUUGCCGGCUUUGCCUGGACCACACGUCCUUGACAGAUGAGAGGAGCUGGUACGAGCUUUUCUCAGCCGAGUACUUUGCCAAGAUGCGCUUCUCCCUGAUUCUAUUUUCCCUUCUUUCGAUGACGACUUGCCUGAUCGACACCUGGGGGCCAAUGCUGUUUCAGAAUCUCAUGUUUCCGGAGGACAAUGCUCUGCCUCGGAUGCUUUUGAUGAUCUUCAACUUGGGGGACCUCUGUGGGCUGGUUGUCUCAAUCCUAGUGGUGGACUUUAUCGGCAGAAAGGGAAGCUUUUUCGUAGGCUUCGGCUUUCAGGGGACUCUGCUCCUGUGCCUGGCAGGAACUCAUUCCUUAAAGAGUGACGAUGCGUGUCUCUACUUGCAGUCGAUCUUGGGAGCGAUCUCUGCUUCUUGCCGUGGUUUUGCGUGGGAGGCAGCUGUCAUGUGGUCUCUGGAGGCAUUCCCCACAUCUCUUCGGGCAGCGGCGCUUUCUCUGUCAAGGGUUGUGAUGCACUCCUCUGCGGUCAUCACGCUCAAGGUGUCGGCACAGUGCCUGUCCUCCUUGCCAGCUUUCAUGUGGUUGCAAAUACUGGGAUCUACAUGCCUUGCUGCUGGCGUAAUCGUGGCCAUUUGCAACCCGACGGAGAGCGCAGGAAAGCCUCUCACGGAACAUUCAUCUGCGACGUCGUAUCGUGCAUGUAGUCAGGCUUAG